AACCAAAUCAUCUAAUCGUUGAGAAAAAUUUAAAUGAACAGCACAAGAAGAAAACAGUUUUUAAAGAAGGUCUAUUUUUCUCUUGGGGUUCAUACACUCUAGUUUUAAAUACAAGGAGAUUUUGAGAGUGUCGCGGUGAAACACAGGUAAUCUGCGCCGCAUACACUUAUCAGCGUUGUCGCAAGACAGUCUUCUCUACUCUACAUGGAUUUUAAUAUUUAAAUAGGACAAGUCUGAGUGAGAGAGAGAGAGAGAGAAGCACUGUGGUCCUACUAUCUUGGUUUAUUGAGGACGGACUGACAUAUUUAACCGGCAGAUCUAAAUGAUGUAACAAUAACAAGCGGAAGACCCACAGUCCAGAAAGAGACAAAGUGUUGAGUGUGUUUCUAACGUCCGGACAUACACAUACUAUGACUUGAAAUGGGAAGGAAUCUACAGUUCCUCGUGUUGUUGGGGUUAUAUCUGUCUUGGUCUACAGCACACACGGUUCUACCAAGUUUCCAGCAACUGAGAGCCAACUAUCCUGGGUACAGGCACCAUGGCGGCUAUAUCAGGAACAAUCACCUCAUCAAGAUGAUCGGCUGCAAGUCGGACAAACUCCUACAUGACUCUAGUGCUCUCAGAUUGUCCUAUGCCCUCAACAAAAUAGGUGAACCCCACUCCCUGGGAACUUCCCUAAUCAGACUGUCAAAAUUCGGGGAGGACAGCGUAGUCGGGAGAAAUGGUUUGCAGUACAUCUAUCAUCCUAUCGCUUAUGGACCAUUUCUGGCCGACAAAUAUGGUUAUCCUAGCAUAUCUAAGCUUCACCAAAAGGAUCCAAUCCAUACAAAGAAAAACUUCUGGGGUAAACAGGGGAUUCUCAGAGUAAUUACUUACACUCAGCAUUCCAAUCUGCCAGUGGGACAUGUUGCAUUGUGGGAUUGCAAUAAAUUUUUCCAAUCAAAAGACUGGAUUGCAAUGCAUUCAUUAAUUACUGUGGAAUUCUGGGAAUCACCAGAUUCAAACUGCAGCGGCAAUGCAACGAGUGACUUAAAGCCAACGUUUUAUACAUCUCCCCAAACUGAACAUCCUAGAAACAACCAUCACCAACAUUUAUCACAUCACUCAAUGAAAACCGGGGAAUCCAAACAUCUGCAGACAUCCAGCCAACCACAACCAGCUGUGCCCUCCCAAACAAAAGCAGGAAAGACAAAUUUCAACCAAAAACACACAAUCUCUACUAGUCAGCAAACAAAUCUAUUACAUAAUCCCUCAUACAGACGCAAGUUUCUCAAGAAGUAUUUCUUGAGUAAUGGCCACUUGCGCCAUGCAAGGCACAGAGGACUUGUUCUGAGGAAAAACAAUCCACAGGGGUAGAUCAUUUCUUAUUCAACAUUAAUACUGUAAUGGUGCUAUUUUCUAGUCAGAAUAAAUAUAAAACAUUGAAAUGGAUCUUUCAAAGAGAAAACAGAACUGUGCUUGUCUGUAACUGCAAAUGACUUGACAACCCAGGAAAUGAUAUCGACAAUGAAUUCACCGAGUGACUCUGAAUGAAAGUUGAGUUUCAGUGCGUCCAGUUUCCUCCAUGCAGGUUUCCUAUAUGGUUACCUGGGCGUGUCGUAAUACCAGAAAUACCACUGGCUUUGUUGAAGUGCAUCUAAUACACGGUGUUUAUGAGUGUGGGAUUUCUGAUGUUGUUGUUUCUAACGUAUCAUUUUUCAAUGGAUACAAUGUAUCAAUUUAAAUUGUAAAAAAUGUGAUAUACAUGUAUGCUUGAAAUGUGUAUCAAUAUGUGACAGUGAUACUUUGUCAGACAAACGUGUACUUACAGAUACUGUGACAGUAGUCGUGGGGGUUCUUUCUCGAAUGUUUUAUGUCAACCGAUUCAAGUUUUGUCAAACAGGCUGAAUAACAAUAAAUGACAUACCAGUAAUAAGUGGCUUUGUGCAUUUGAGUAUUACAAAAAUGAAAAUGCAAUGUUUACAUUUUUACCAUCAUUCUUAAAAGUUCGCCCUUGAAAUAUCUGCGCACUUACAAAGCAGGGGACUCCUUUUUCAAAUGGGAGUCUGAUCCUAACUUAUUGUCACAAUUUGUUUUUCACCCCUUAAUAUCUCAUUACAUAAUCAAACCUUUGUUCAAACAGAAUGCUUAAGACAUUUUAAUUGGCCAGUAAUACAAUCUGCUUAUCAAAUCAGAUAAAAAUAUUUCAAUUGUAAAUUAAUAUUGGGCACCUCUUCUUAAUUAAAAUACCCUGGUAAUGAAUAAUACCGAGGGGUAAUUCGAAAAUUUAUGAAGUGGUGUGCCAAAACACCACAGGAUGGGUUUUAACUUGGGGAGCACCUGCCGAGAUUAUACCUAUUGCAUUGGGUUUGUAUUUAAACAUUUUUAUGCAAAUGUCUUGUCAUUUCAUUGACUUUUUCAAGCCCAACAAAAAAAGUCCAGCCGUGCAGAAAAAUUUAAUGAUGUAAUGUUUUGAAAAGACUGGCACAUUUUUCAGUGUCUGCACACUUUAAUCGAGUCCCGGCAUCCCAUUUUAUUUGACAUCUCUUUCUAUUGAAUUAGAAAAAGAAUUUGUCCUCUGCUCCGCGGCUUUGUAAUAUAAGUUACAGUGCAUGAAAUGUUUGGAGUUCUCUGAGAUAGAAUUAAACAGAAUAUUUAACUCCAGAGCAAAUGUUAAAUCUGUUCCUUUCAAAGGAGUUGGAGAAAUGUUGAAUGUAUUCUGUAUUCAAUGAAGAAAUUAAGUUAUUUUGGACCAAAAAAUGUAUGUUUGUGAUUUACUAAUAAAAUGAUUUUCAAAAUG
Magallana angulata is the source of this 2779-nucleotide messenger RNA. RefSeq lists its product as uncharacterized. The transcript is spliced from 3 exons. Bases 421 to 1356 code for a protein of 311 amino acids. The record is from RefSeq and is a predicted model, not a curated record. Lineage: Eukaryota; Metazoa; Mollusca; Bivalvia; Ostreida; Ostreidae.